AUGGCACAAUACCCGCCCCUAGAAAGCAUCAGGAGCGUGCUAAUUGCAAACCGAGGAGAAAUUGCCGUCCGAUGCAUUCAUGCAUGCAAGGCAACAAUGCCUCGCUCCAUGUUCGCUUGCGGACGAAUCCCUGAGCUUGGCAGGCGAUGGAACCGCUGGAUAUUUAGACAUGCAAGUUAUGAAGAUGCAGAUGAUGUCAAUUAUUUUUUAAGGUUAUGGCUGCUAAUCUGUAUCAUUAGUGACGACAUCCUUCAACUUUGUAAAAGGCACAGCAUUGACGCGGUCAUCCCAGGCUACGGGUUCUUGAGCGAAAAUGUCGAAUUUGCCAAGCAGGUCACAGAUGCCGGCAAGAUCUUCAUUGGGCCAUCAUCUGAGUCUAUCACAGAGAUGGGUCUAAAGCACCGGGCAAGAGAGGUUGCUCAAGAGGCUAAAGUACCUGUAGUUCCAGGAACUGAUCUCCUGGCUUCUGAAGCUGAAGCUCUAGCUGCUGCUGACACUCUGACAUAUCCUGUAAUACUCAAAGCUACAGGUGGCGGAGGCGGAAUGGGCCUCAAAAUUUGCCAUUCACCAGAUGAUAUCAAUGCCGCCUUUUCAAUGGUGAAAAACAGGGGUUCUCAAUUGUUCAAGAACGAAGGUGUGCUCCUUGAAAAAUAUUACGCCCGCAGCCGUCAUGUGGAAGUCCAGGUUUUCGGCAACGGCCGGGAUGUCAUCCACUUUGGAGAGAGAGAAUGCAGUAUUCAGAGACGCCACCAAAAGGUUAUUGAAGAGUGCCCAAGUCCCUUUGCGGAAGCACACCCUGGCCUUAGAAAAACACUCACGAACUUCGCAAUAAACUUCGCCUCCGCUCUCAAUUACAAGUCCGCCGGCACUGUUGAAUUCCUUGUGGAUGGCAAUACUGCCCAGUUCUUCUUCUUAGAAAUGAACACCAGGCUGCAAGUGGAGCACGGGAUAACGGAACUGUGCUAUGGCGUGGAUAUUGUUGUGUUGAUGCUCCGGCAGGCUGAUCUAGAGAGGGCUGGGAAGGGCGGCAUUCCCUCAUCAGAAUUGCUCUCCUUGCAGAAGCCGGCACCAAACGGUGUUGCCAUUGAAGCUCGUAUUUAUGCCGAAGAUCCGUUCAAAGACUUUGCACCCAGCCCAGGGGUCUUUCAGGAGGUCUUUUGGCCCAAUGAUGGCAACGUCAGGAUUGAUACAUGGAUCCAAUCUGGCCAACAUGUUUCUCUGCAUUAUGAUCCAUUAAUUGCAAAAGCCAUGGUUUAUUCAUCAAGUAGAGAUGAAGCUAUAAGCAAAAUGAUAGAUCUAUGCUCGCGCCACAUAAUACUACGAGGCCCCACGACGAACCUUGACUUUGUGUCGGCUAUCCUAUCAUCUGAAGCAUUCAAGCAAGGUGACACAUUGACGAAUUUCCUUGACACCCGAUUCAAAUACCAUCCCCAUGGAAUCCUGGUAUUAUCGGGGGGCUCGCAUUCACUAAUCCAGGACUUUCCCGCAAGAGCUUCGUUAGGUCAUGGUAUCCCAAAGAGCGGGCCCAUGGACAGCCUCACAUCGCGCAUUGCAAAUCUCCUGGUCGGAAACCCACAGGGCACAGAGGUCGUCGAAAUCACUCUGUUAGGUCCUGAGCUGCUCUUUGUAUCAGCUGCCGUCGUUUCAGUCUGUGGAGCUGAAUGCCUGGUUACUGUUGAUGGGACAGAGCGACCAAUGUGGUCUUCCUUGGUCAUCAAGGAAGGGCAAAAAAUGAAAAUCGGUUCUGUGAUUGGAAGCGGCUGCCGUGUAUAUCUCUCUGUGAAGGGAGGGUUUCUAAAUAUUCCGAUUGUAUUUGGGUCCAAGUCAACAACCCCAAGCCUGAAGUUCGGUGGUUGUCAAGGACGGGCACUUCAGCAGGGUGACUUCUUGCAAGUGGAGAAAGCGAGUUUGCGUUGGACACAAGAAACUCAGGAAUACAUCUUACCGGUGAAUUUAAGGCCAAGCAUGGACGUAACAGAGAUCUACGUCUUACAAGGGCCUCAUGAUUCCGACGACAUCAUGACUGCUGAAGACCGAUAUAUGCUUUACAACACCGACUGGAAAGUUGGCCAUAAUUCUAGCCGAACUGGGGUCAGACUGUUGGGGCCAACACCAAAGUGGGCGCGCGAAACUGGAGGAGAAGCUGAAUCACAUCCCUCAAACUAUCUUGACUAUGGUUACCCCUCUCCUGGUGGGCUCAACUGGGGCGGCAACUCGAGCAUUAUCUUGACGGCAGACAGCCCUAAUUUUGGGGGACUCGUCUGUUCAACAACCGUCAUAUCCACCGAACUAUGGAAAUUAGGCCAGUUGAAGCCGGGAGAGUCCUUCCGAAUGACGCCAAUCACUUUGGACUCUGCCGUCAGUCAGUUCCAUAUGAUAGAGACGUACUUGUCGACAAUUUCCAAAAGCAUAUCCAGACUAGCGACAAAGGCAGCUGAAUUUGAUUUGUCUCUCCCACGAGCUGAUGUGGGAGGUCAUGCUUCUAUCCUGAAGAUUACAAGGCAAUCCCCAAUAGGAAUCUUCGACCCGAAAGUCACCUAUCGACAGGGAGGAGAUAGAUUUUUACUUCUUGAGUUUGGAGAUCAAUCGACAAAUGUUGUAACAAUCGUCCGGAUCAAGUUAUUAAUGGAAAAACUCCGUGCUUUGCUAGACCUGGAUCUUCUUUUAACCCCACAUGUUGGAUUGUUGACUAUCGAAUAUAAUCCUCUCAAGAUCGCACAAGCCGGGUUACUGAAUCGCGUCUACGAGAUCGAGUCUAAUCUCGAAAUGACGUUGGAUUUCACCAUCCCCUGCCGCGAGCUCCACGUGCCUCUGGUCAUGGACCAUCCCGACAUUCAGGAAUGCAUCGGGCGAUAUAUGACAAUGGUCCGAGACAAAGCAGCCUAUCUUCCCGACAACCUGGAAUAUAUUCGAAAGUACAAUGGACUGGACAGUCGCAGACAGGUUUUCGAAAUAAUGCUAGAGACACAAUACAUCAUUGCCGCAGUUGGAUUCCUGUGCGGAACUCCGAUAUUCUUUCCUCUUAACCCCAAGGCCUUCAUGGGCCAGAAAUAUAACCCUACAAGAACCAGCACACCUGGGGGCACGAUUGGCCUCGGGGGAUCCAUCCUGUCGGGAUACUCACUCGAGCAACCUGGAGGAUACAUGCUGGCGGCAAGAACCCUUGAGAUGUGGGACACUUUUGGCACAAAGCCAGGCUUCACGGCUGAGAAGCCUUGGAUUUUUGAGCCUUUUGACAAGGUCAAAUUUUACGAGGUGGGCGUUGAAGAGUAUGAUUCCCUUGCAAGAGACUUCUUUGCAGGAAAAUCCCGGUGGCAAAUCUCAGAGUCAACAUUUGACCUUCGCCAGGUAUACGACUUGUUCGAGAAGUCAAAGACAGAUCUUGAUGUUAUCGAGUUCAAAAAACGACAGAAGCAAGGCAUGGAUGAGCAGGACAGGCUCGAAGGAGCACUUUACGAUGAAUGGCAAGCAGAUAAACUUGCUGAAGACUCUCUGGUAGCUACAGAAUUUAACGAUCCUGGUAUCGAAAAUACUCUGGCCAUCUAA
Clonostachys rhizophaga is the source of this 3546-nucleotide messenger RNA. The record is from the annotation of a GenBank genome assembly. NCBI's taxonomy places the organism in Eukaryota, Fungi, Ascomycota, Sordariomycetes, Hypocreales, Bionectriaceae.